Messenger RNA from Jatropha curcas, 1515 nucleotides. RefSeq names its product E3 ubiquitin-protein ligase At3g02290. Gene Ontology annotation, molecular function: ubiquitin-protein transferase activity. The record is from RefSeq and is a predicted model, not a curated record. NCBI's taxonomy places the organism in Eukaryota, Viridiplantae, Streptophyta, Magnoliopsida, Malpighiales, Euphorbiaceae.
CAUUUGCAAAUUGCACACAUAAAACUUGCCAUUUCUCCACAAGACAACUAAAUUCAAAACAAGCAGCAAUUCAUCUUAAUUUUAGUUUCAUUUCUGCCAAAAGAUUUUCGAAACAAACAAAAACCCAAUUAUUUAAUUAUGUAAAAAGGAAGUGGUCAAUAUGCCAAUUAUUUAAAGCUGGGGAUUUUUUUUAAUUAACUAUUAAUUAAUACUCCCAAAAGCCCAUUUUCUUUUCCUUUAUUUUCUGUUCUUUAAUGGACUGCAGAAAGUCUUUGGCGCGUUGGAUUAUCAAUUAUGGCAAGUGAGAAGCGCAGAUCAUUCUCUUCACUUCUCUAGAAGCUACGCCCAAGAUUGAGCCUCAAGUCGGAUCUAAUUUGGAGGAAUGCACUUGACCUGAAUUAUAAGUAAUUGUGAAUAUAAAGUCCUGUUUGGUUGCUUCGUUGGCGGUGACAAUCAGUUCUUAUUAUUAUAUUUUCAAAGCAUAAAUAUGGGUGCCUUCUGCUGCUGUCCAUGCAGCGAUGAAUUUGAAGAAUAUGCUUAUACUGGCAAUUCAAUGAAUAGGCACUGCAUAAGCCUAAGAUUCUUUUUCCACCAGUUACUUAUUGGGUAUGGUGCAAUGUUUCAUAGACUUCAAGGCCGGCCAAUAUCUCCAACUCAGGGAGGUACCUCCUUGACAUCAACGGCUGUUGGCCCUGGAUUGCCAGAUGGUUCCAUAAGUGAUACUUAUGUCUCAUUGUCCAGGCCAGUUCCUUAUGAUGCUGAUCAGAGAUAUACCCGUUUGCAGCGUGAUGGUUUGGUAUCUAGGAAGUCGAUGACUCACUUCCAAGAAGAAUCACAACCAUUAAGAAGAAAUAUGAGUAAUUCUGGUCUGGAAUCAUCUGGUUUGGGGAAGAAAUGGAGCGGGGUUGAUUCUGAGGAUGACUUUAAAAUGAAUCAGUCAGAAUCCUCAGAGAAAGCUUUGGAAACAGAACUCAAAUAUGGACUAUCUUAUGUGCAACAGCCUUCUGAAGAUGAAGAUGUCUGCCCUACAUGUCUUGAUGAUUAUACUCCAGAUAAUCCUAAAAUAACGACAAGAUGCUCUCACCAUUUUCAUCUUGGUUGUAUUUAUGAAUGGUUGGAAAGGAGUGAAAAUUGUCCAAUUUGUGGCAAGGAGAUGGAGUUUUGUGAAAGCCCUUAAGUUGGUAUAUAUCUGAUUGCUAAGUGAUGGAGCAUGAGCUGGCUGGAGAGUCUGUAAAUAAAAGCUCUCUGUUCUCGUUAACAUUCUUGAAUAGGUAAAGUGAUUGUUCAUUAUAUCUACUUUCGAAUUUCCUUGUAAUUUUCUGUUGAACUCAGUAAGUGCUUUUUUUUUUUAAUAGAAAACUACUUGGGGAAAAAUGCUUGUUGUUUAAUAGAAUCCAACAGAUCAGUGUAAAGUUAUAUCAACUGAUUGUAAACGUUUUAGUCAUGCAAUCAUAUUAUUGAUGCAUGCUGAAAAUAUUAAUUGCAAUAUAUGCUUCUGGUUCUUUUUUCUGGUUU